AUGAGUAUUAAUGAAGAUGAAGUAGAAACGUUUCUGGAGAACCAUCCGGAUUUUGCUAAGCGAUAUUUCGAGAGGAAAUGGCUGGACAGGACCUCGUCUGCAGUAGCGUGCUCCAGUCAACACUCAGAAGAUUUCGUGGGGUUUGGAGGGUUGGGCCAGGAGGAGAGUGAAACACUAUUGGAGCUGAUACAAGACAUGCAAGAAAGCAUCAACAUGGAGACGGUGGUCUUCAAGACCCUGAGAAGAAUCAGUGCUCUGAUCCGUGCUGACCGCUGCAGCCUCUUCAUGUACAGGCAGCGAAAUGGCACACCGGAGCUGGCUACUCGGCUGUUCAACGUUCAUAAGGAGAGCACAAUGGAAGAAUGCCUGGUGCCACCUGACUGCGAAAUAGUUUUCCCUUUGGACAUGGGUGUGGUGGGUCAUGUUGCUCAGAGCAAGAAGACUGCAAACAUCCAAAAUGUUGAAGAGUGCCAGCAUUUUAGUACUUUUGUUGAUGAACUCACGGAAUACACUACAAGGAACAUCCUUGCAACCCCAAUCAUGAAUGGCAAAGAUGUGGUUGCUGUGAUCAUGGCAGUGAAUAAGGUCGGAGGUCCAUUUUUCAGCAGCGCGGAUGAAAGUCUUUUCCUGAAGUAUCUCAAUUUUGCCUCUUUGAACCUGAAAAUUUAUCACCUGAGCUAUCUUCACAACUGUGAAACUCGAAGAGGUCAGGUUUUGCUGUGGUCUGCCAAUAAGGUAUUUGAAGAACUGACUGACAUUGAGAGACAAUUCCACAAAGCGUUUUACACAGUGAGAGCAUAUUUGAACUGUGACAGGUAUUCAGUAGGCCUUCUGGAUAUGAACAAGCAAAAGGAAUUCUUUAACUUGUGGCCAGUUCUAAUGGGUGAAGUUCCACCUUAUUCAGGACCUCAGACUCCAGAUGGUAGAGAGAUCGUCUUUUACAAAGUCAUUGAUUAUAUCUUGCAUGGAAAGGAAGAAAUUAAAGUUAUCCCAAAUCCUAAGGAAGACCAUUGGUCCCUGGUUAGUGGGCUCCCAACAUAUGUUGCAGAAACUGGUUUUAUUUGCAACGUUAUGAACGCAGCUUCGGAUGAAAUGUUCACAUUUCAGGAAGGUCCUAUUGAUGAAUCAGGAUGGAUCAUCAAAAACGUUCUCUCCAUGCCAAUAGUUAACAAAAAAGAAGAAAUUGUAGGGGUUGCUACAUUUUACAACAGAAAAGAUGGAAAGCCCUUUGACGAACAGGAUGAAACCCUAAUGGAGUCUCUGACACAGUUCCUUGGCUGGUCUGUGCUCACUACUGAUACUUACGAUAAGAUGAAUAAACUGGAGAAUCGAAAGGAUAUUGCCCAGGAUAUGGUGCUCUACCAUGUGCAAUGUGACAAGAACGAAAUCCAAGCAAUCCUGCCAACUCGAGAGAAGCUUGGCAAAGAGGUGGCUGAAUGUGAUGAGGAAGAGCUGACAGCAGUUCUACAAACAGAGCUUCCAGAUCCUGCACAGUUUGAAAUCUACGACUUUCACUUUUCUGAUCUGGAAAGGACUGAACUAGACCUCGUGAAAUGUGGCAUUCAGAUGUACUACGAACUUGGAGUGGUGAAAAAAUUCCAGAUUCCACAGGAGGUGCUGGUGAGAUUCAUUUAUUCUGUCAGCAAGGGUUACAGAAGGGUGACUUAUCACAACUGGCGCCACGGCUUCAACGUUGCACAAACCAUGUUCACACUUCUUAUGACAGGCAAGCUGAAGCAGUACUACACGGAUCUUGAAGCACUCGCCAUGGUAACUGCAGCUUUGUGCCAUGAUAUCGACCAUCGAGGAACCAACAAUCUUUAUCAGAUGAAAUCGCAACAUCCCUUAGCAAAACUUCAUGGCUCCUCAAUUCUAGAGAGGCACCACUUGGAAUUUGGCAAAUUUCUGCUCUCGGAAGAGUCCCUGAACAUUUACCAGAAUCUCAACCGGAGGCAGUUUGAACACGUGAAUCACUUGAUGGAUAUUGCCAUUAUAGCUACUGACUUAGCAUUGUACUUCAAGAAGAGAACAAUGUUUCAGAAAAUUGUUGAUGAAGCCAAAGCCUAUGACAAUGAAAAAGAGUGGGUUGAAUAUUUAUCUCUGGAGGCAACGAGAAAAGAGAUUGUCAUGGCUAUGAUGAUGACUGCCUGUGACUUAUCUGCUAUCGCAAAGCCCUGGGAAGUACAGAGUAAGGUGGCGCUACUUGUAGCAGCUGAAUUCUGGGAACAGGGAGACAUGGAAAUAUCUGUCCUUCAGCAACAGCCUAUUCCUAUGAUGGACAGAAAGAAAGCUGCGGAGCUUCCAAAACUUCAAGUCGGUUUCAUUGACUUUGUGUGCACAUUUGUAUAUAAGGAAUUUUCACGCUUCCAUGCAGAAAUCCAGCCAAUGUAUGAAAGAUUGCUGAACAACAGAAAAGAGUGGAAAGCCCUGGCAGAUGCAUAUGAUGCAAAAAUGAAAGUCUUGGAGGACGAGCAAAAGAAAGAAGCAGAGAAAAUGGUUGCCACUAAAGUUGCUUCUGCCGAACUGGCUAAUAAAACAGCUGAAAAACCCAGCAAGCCUCAGAGAAGGGUGCUCCUUGGCAGAGAUUGUGAGCCUCCAUGGAGGGACGGCCAUGUGCUGAUACUACUGGCCUUAUAUAAAACAGCCUGUAAGGGUUUUCAGCUGAAUAAAUUCCAGCUAAUUGGCUGCACAGAAAGCUGUGUUGUCACAGAAUCCAGGCCAAAGCAGAUCAUUGAACUUACUGAAAAAGCCAAAGGAAGCAAAAACUGA
Messenger RNA from Elgaria multicarinata webbii, 2769 nucleotides. RefSeq names its product phosphodiesterase 6B (gene PDE6B). Gene Ontology annotation, molecular function: protein binding; 3',5'-cyclic-nucleotide phosphodiesterase activity. The record is from RefSeq and is a predicted model, not a curated record. NCBI's taxonomy places the organism in Eukaryota, Metazoa, Chordata, Lepidosauria, Squamata, Anguidae. Bases 1 to 2769 code for a protein of 922 amino acids. Gene Ontology annotation, cellular component: photoreceptor outer segment membrane. Gene Ontology annotation, biological process: signal transduction; retina development in camera-type eye. The transcript is spliced from 23 exons.